This is a messenger RNA of Botrytis fragariae, 1050 nucleotides long. RefSeq lists its product as uncharacterized. Bases 1 to 1050 code for a protein of 349 amino acids. NCBI's taxonomy places the organism in Eukaryota, Fungi, Ascomycota, Leotiomycetes, Helotiales, Sclerotiniaceae. The record is from RefSeq and is a predicted model, not a curated record. The transcript is spliced from 2 exons.
AUGCUCGAAAACGCUGUGAAGAUUGGUUCGAGUCAUCCAAAUAACACUGAUGUUCUAUGCAAGACCUCAAGAAACUCCCAAGACACGGAAUCCUUUUGGACCGAAACUUUCAAUAGGUUUCAAAACCUUGAAACUGAAGACUGUUUGGAAGAAGACAGCGAGGUCGAAAAUGAUGAAGAAAGUUCCGAGCCCAAUUCCGACACCUCAGACACUUCAGACACUUGCGAACUAGAAGAAGAAUCUCUGGAGAUGAAAAUGGAUCUCCUCACUGCCACAUUGAUAACAAACACCGCGCUUGAGUUAGUUCGUCGUAGUGAACAGGAAAUCUUGAGCAAUGCACCAAAGUUGUUUUCGAAGAAACGAUCCUAUGACACCAUUGCAGCUGUCACCUUCUACGCAAACGGACUCAACACUGGGAAGGACCCUACACAGAAAAUGGAGCUGAAGGAAUGGUUACGGCCUACACCAUUUGAUGACUCCAUAUAUCUAUCCACUGCUCGUAUUCUGAUGAAGUAUGAAGAUCUUUGUAAGAUGGGCCCGGGUUAUCCUAUUCCUUCACUUCCGUUACGGGCUGCCUAUAUCUCAUGUCUGGAAAUCCUUGUAACUCCUUACAUGGAUAAGAAAGAAAAGGUGGAUGUUUUACUUUCACAACUCAUCAUUGAUCUCGCCCUAUUCGACACGUAUAACAGAAUGACGAAAGAAGAUGAAUUUAGAGAUCCGGCACUAUAUGCACCUCCAGCGGCAGAUGCUCUGACUGCUGGCUUACAGAAAUUGAAACAUGAAGGACAUAUUAGCGCCACUGUCGUAUUUGCCUCCCAAAUAUUUCUCGAUUUGAACGAGAUACCUGGUGAUAACAUCACAGCAGGAUGCGAAGAUUGGGAGAGGCUGGUUUCUAAAGGCCAAAAUAGUCUAGAUUUCUGUUUCUGGCUCCCAAAGGAUACCGCUGGUGGUCACUGGUGGAAUCCUAGCGAUUUACAUACGCUCAAGAAGAUACUCGAGAUCAACUCCAGGUAUACCAACUCAGGAAUGUUCAUUAAACUCAAAGAGUGA